Messenger RNA from Notolabrus celidotus (New Zealand spotty), 2533 nucleotides. Its product is annotated as plexin domain-containing protein 1-like. The transcript has 13 exons. Bases 486 to 1907 code for a protein of 473 amino acids. Lineage: Eukaryota; Metazoa; Chordata; Actinopteri; Labriformes; Labridae. The record is from RefSeq and is a predicted model, not a curated record.
UGGAAGUGUUGCAAAAAUCGAGAGCUCUGUUUGAGAGAGAGAGUCUAACAGACAGAGAGGAACAGAGGCAGAAAGACAGACACAGGGGGAGUGAGGAGUGCACAAUAAUAAGGUUGGAGUAAAGGUAGAGCAAAGACAAAACACAGCUCCUCACUCUGUAGCACUUCCACUACACUGACAACUCUCCCUACGAUGGAUCUGUCAUCCAAGAAGUUCCUCUAAAGAGCCAAAACGACAGAAAGCAAAGAGAGAGAGAGACAAGUCAGAGGACGGAGGAAAGCAGUUAAACCUUGGCUGAGGUGAGGAAGAAGCAGUUGUGUGGGAGAGCAGAGGCGAAGAAGGAGCAGUGAAAGGCAGCAGGGGAGUGGAGGAGUGAGGCGCCCCCGUUCCUUCCAGCAAAGUGAGAAAGGAAAAAGGGAAAAAGAAGAAGAAGGAAACCGGGAGUGAUAAAGAGUUGGUGACGGAGGGAGAAAAGUCAUCUGGACAUGGGGCUUUGUGCUGUUCUCCUCAUCUGUCUCUCCCAGGCUGAGCUGGGGAGAGCCUGGGCUCAGGAGCACGGGGAUGCACUGAGCCAGGCUCCUCUGUGGACAGAUGGGUACCUGACCAGCUUUCACAGAACCAAGCGGGAAGCCAGCAAGUCCACUGAUGGAAGAGGGCUCGAUAUCAGCACCCUGCCCGACAACGUCACCCAAAUUGUGGAGGACUCCACCAAGUAUUACACAUGGCAGAGUUAUGGUCCAACAGACAGACGGACUAAAGAACUGUGGGUAGAUCAGAAUGCGCUGCACCAGAGCCAGGUCCAAAUUCACGGCAUCCUGUCCAACGCACACCAACGGGCAGCGAGGGUGGCGCUCUCUUUUGAUUUCCCGUUUUAUGGACACUCUUUGAGACAAGUCAUCGUAGCGACUGGUGGGUUCAUGUACAUGGGGGACAUCACUCAUCGAAUGCUGACUGCCACACAGUACAUCGCUCCCCUCAUGGCAAACUUUGACCCGGGCUACUCCAAAAACUCCACAGUGAGGUUUGCAGACAACGGUAAUCUGUUUGUGGUGCAGUGGGACAACGUGAGGCUGCAUGACCAAGGUGAUGAAGGACCGUUUACCUUCCAGGCAGUCCUCCACAGGAAUGGAACUAUCGUUUUUAACUACAGAGCAGUCCCUAUGUCAAUAGACAGAAUUGACGUAGAGGGUCAUCCAGUGAAAAUAGGAUUGUCUGAAGCUUUCAUGCUGCCACUUCAACCCUCAAAGCCCCCAGAAAAGGGGGAGCAAUUUACCAUCUAUGAGUACCAUCGUGUUGAGAUUAACUUCACCAAAAUUGUAAGCGGAUCAGCUUUCGAGUUCACACCUCUUCCCACUUGUCUUCAACACAAAACCUGCGAUCUCUGCCUAACGUCCAACCUGACAACCAACUGCGGCUGGUGCAACACACUUCAACUAUGCUCUGACGGGAUCGACCGGCACAGACAAGAGUGGUUACAGUACAACUGUCCUGAAGAGGCAAAAGGCACAUGUGAGGACUACAACCCAGUCCUACCUGAGGGAUCCAUGAGCUCCUUCAAUCAGUCCUCUCCAGGUCCAACCCCCACUUCAGCAGUGCUCAGAGAUCAUCCUGUCACUCGAGAUUUAGACACAAGUCCUCCAAACCCUAAGGGGAUAACAGAGAACACCGCCAUCAUAGCAGGUGUGGUUGCUGCACUGGUUCUGCUUGUGGCUCUGACUCUACUGGCUGUCUAUUACAUCAACACACACCCUACAGUGGCUCCACCUUUCUACCUCAUGCAGCGACGCACCAAUAACUACUGGCCAUCUAUGAAGUUUCGCAACCAGGGCUGUCACUCCAAUUACGCUGAAGUCGAGCUGGGUGGUCACGAAAAGGAAGGGUUUAUCGAAGCGGAGCAGUGCUGCUAAAAGGUGCCGGAGCUCCAGGACUCAGAAAGAAAAAGGAAAAGGACAACGAGGGGAUGAAUAUGGACAAUCAGGCCAACCAUCAACAGAGGGUUUCUCUACGCCAACCGUGGCGGCUGGACAGUUUCUUACUUUAACUGCACUUGUAGCUCUUGUUCAUUUUCUCUGUGUACUUUGCUCGUUACAAACACACAGAGAAUUUGUUAUACAAGGGCCGGAGGGUCUGAAAAGACACGAUGAGACGUAACUGUACAAAACCCAUCAGUGCGAGGGGAUGUCAGGGAAUGAAUCAAACAAGCCUUCAUACUGCAAACCAAUGUAAAGCUCAUCUUAACUAUGUGUUCUUUGUUUUCAAUUUAUGGAGUUAUUUUUUUUGUUUCAUGAAUCUUCCGUACAGGUAUUUGGUUCAUAAAUGUUAUCUCUCUCUCUCUCUCUCUCUGUGGACUUCACUAUUUACAAAUAUUUAGCGAUAUAACUGAGUAGUGAUUAAAUUGAUCAUCUUGAACCUCUCCGAAGUAAUACUGUUUGAAUGAAUUUUAUUAGAGGCAUCAGGUUAAAGGAGUUUUCUUUUAACAUUUCUGUUUGAGUGUGUACUAAUAAAACCUGGUGGUGAGUGUUGGUAUCAAUUU